AUGGGCCAGUUUGGUGGCUCUCAGACCAAUGGGCUUGAGGACCAGUUGCGAAACAUGAUUCUCACCAACGGUACUCCAGCAACCGGCCAGCCUCAGGUCCAAGAUGCGCCACGAACAGCCGCGCACUUACCCGGCGGCGGAAUCCCAGCAAAUGGACCGAACGAUCAUCUUCAACCCCAUGGAGAUCUUUCCGAAGCUUCAGCCGGGGUCAAUGGCAAACCACCACCCUCGCCUAAAGUGGGCAGAAAGCGACUCAACCAGGCGCAGAGACGACAGAUGAAUGCUCAGCUGUCCAUUCCCAUUGACACUCGACCCUCCCCACCUACCGAGGUUGGACGACCCUACACAGGCUGGCCUUCUCCUUCCUACCCUCACGAGCAUCCUAGAUUCCCGCCUCAAGGGCGACCAGGCAAGACUUAUCAUAACCAAGACCUGCACCAUAGGCCGUCUCACCUCGCAGGCGGCAUGUCACCUCGCUCCCCAAGACAGAACGGACAUCGACACCUCGCCAACUCUGACCGAUACCAGCAUGACCAGAACACAAGUGGUCAACAAGAGCACGGUUCACCGCGUUUUCCACGGAGCAACCAUGGCCAGCUCUACAGCCCCCGUGGUCAACACCACCCAGUCCGGCCCGAGGAGUUGGAAAACCAGGCCUCCUACUUGGAAAGCCUCUGCAACACUCUUGUUGCCGGCGCAGAGAUUGAAAGAGGAGAGAUCGCCGAGAAGGAAGCCUUUCGAGUUAAGAUCGAACAAGUGUGCCAGGCUGCAGUUGCCGAAUAUGAGGCGACUCAAAAUGGUCUGGAGAACUUCCCCCCGCCGUCUGUACAACUCAAGUGCUUCGGCAGUCUGUCCUCUGGGUUCGCAACGAAAGCCUCAGAUAUGGAUCUCGGUCUGGUCUCACCCCUCUCUACACCUCAGCCGGACGAGUCGGGUUCCGCGAUACCUAGGCUCAUCGAGAAGGCUUUCCUCGAAAUCGGCCUUGGCGCGCGUUUGCUGACCCGUACGAGAGUACCAAUCAUCAAGCUUUGUCAGAGCCCUCCCGCGAAGCUGCUCAAGGAUCUCCUGGAAGAGCGUGAAAAGUGGGAAAAGGGCAUCGUGGAUACCGACCAUGCAGAUGCUGCAGACGAUGACGAGACGGCUGAUACCCACACCAAAGAAAUGACGGAUGAAACGAUCGAAGACCCAAACAACUCAAAGACGGACGAGUUGUCUCCUGCAGACUCCAACUUGAACCACCCCAGAGUGCCGGCCAUUUACCAGCCUGAGAAUCAGUCUCUGUCCGCUUACUAUAAUGUAGCGAAGCGGACUUUGAGAAGAUUGGGAGGCCGAGAUGUCACUCUCUCCAACUGUCGCGAGCUGGUAGAGGAAGAUUACGACUUACUCAAUAAGGUUUGCGAAGCGUUCCUGAAGGGUAUCCGCGAUGUGCCGCUGAGACACAGACUCUCAAACUACCUGUCUCUAUCUUUCAAGACAAUUCCCAAUGUUCUCAACUACCGGUCCCUGGCUGGCGUGUACGCCCAGAUGGAAGGCGAGAGGAUUGUAAUGCUCUGCGAGAGAGAGGCUGAAAUUGGAAGCAUAGACGACACAGAUGAUGCAACUCGGAAUUUGAUUGCGUCUUGGAAGACCCUCCAGAACCAGCAGCACUUUGGCAUCGAGCCCCUCACGUACAGCAAGCAUCUACAGUUGUACCUGGAGAAGCUCAAAAAGCUUGCCAUUGCGCAGCUGCUCACUCUCGAACAGAGCCAGUUUGAAGCAGCUUCCGGGUACCACGCGAGGACCCUCAAGAUCCUCGCCAAUCUCAGGCCCCGGAGCGACCCUGAUGCAACAGCCGCAAAACAACUCAUCAUCGAUAGGUACGCGACCGGUAUCUGGCCGAGCACCACUCGCAAGAGUGUACGCGAGUUCAUCGACACCACCAACGGACCACUCAGCCUCCUCACCGUCGCGCGCCGCCAUAAGAGUCUACAACUUGCACUCGAACUCGAAAAGGCAGUCGACCAACACCUGUAUGACCCGAGCAUCGAGAACGACGUAAGAGAAUACAUCUCGAUCCUCCGCGGUCCCAUGCGGAAGAGCAACGUCCAAGACCCCCAGUACGAAUUUGUCAUCCCCGUCACCAAGCAAAACAUGGAGACCAUUAAGCGCAUGCGCGACCUCAAGGACCCGGCCAAGAUGGCCAUCAAUCAACCCCGCGACCCCUAUCGCGACAAGCUCGAGUUCCCCAAGAACGGUGUCGGCGUCCAGUGCGACAUCAACUUCGCCGCCCAUCUCGCGCUGCAUAACACCCUCCUCCUCCGCUGCUACUCCCAUACCGACCCCCGCGUCCGCCCGCUCGUCCUCUUCGUAAAGCACUGGGCGAAAGUCCGCGGCGUAAACACCCCGUACCGCGGCACCCUCAGCAGCUACGGCUACGUCCUCAUGAUGCUGCACUACCUCGUCAACGUAGUCCAGCCCUUCGUCUGCCCCAAUCUCCAAGCCCUCGGCCCCCCGCCUCCUCCCCCAGAAGGCCUGCCUUCCAAUUCCCCUGCGCUGCGCGACGAGAACAUCAUCUGCCGCGGCCGCUUCGUCGGCUUCUGGCGCGACGAGGCCGAGAUCCUCCGCCUCGCGCAGAUGAACCAGCUCAACGGCAACCGCGACUCCGUCGGCCAGCUCCUCCGCGGCUUCUUCGAGUACUACGCCCAGAACGGCUCCAUGAGCACCUACCCGGGCCGAGGCUACGACUGGGGCCGCGACGUCCUCAGCAUCCGCUCGCCGGGCGGCCUGCUCUCCAAGACGGAAAAGGGCUGGACGGGCGCCAAGACGGUCAUCGAGUACCGUCCCAACGCCAACAACGCCGCCACCGCCAACUCCCCGAGCACCGACGGUCCUCUCCCCGGAUUGCAGGGACAACACAUGACCCUGAAGUCGCCCAUCGACCCGCCUACCCCGACGACGAUGACAACCACCAGCGGCACCAUCACCACCUCAACCGACAGCAGCGCGGCAGCAUCGGCAGCGGCGCAGAAGAAUGGCGAAGUCAAGGAAGUCCGGCACCGCUAUCUCUUCGCCAUCGAAGAUCCCUUUGAACUAGACCACAACGUCGCCCGUACGGUCACGCACAAUGGCAUCGUUGCCAUCCGCGACGAAUUCCGCCGUGCGUGGCGCAUCAUCAAGGCCGCGGGCGCGGGCAACUUUGGCGAGGAGCUGCUUCAGGAUGUUGCGGCCGUCAAGGAGGAGGGCGAGAAGAGCACGUAUCUGCAGCUGUUGGACGAGAUUCACGGGUGGGAAUUGUUUGAGUAG
Molecule: messenger RNA, 3282 nt
Organism: Colletotrichum fioriniae
Lineage: Eukaryota; Fungi; Ascomycota; Sordariomycetes; Glomerellales; Glomerellaceae
Biological process (GO): RNA 3'-end processing
Molecular function (GO): RNA uridylyltransferase activity
Source: RefSeq, a predicted model, not a curated record